AUGUCUGUAUCGUAUUCCGUAGGCGAUGCUGACUAUCCUACAACUAUUACAGUUCUCGGCGCUGGAUGCGAGGUGGGUAGGUCAUGCGUAUUUGCCGAAAGAGGAAAUGACUGUGUUAUGUUCGAUUGCGGCUUGCAUCCAGCUCUAUCUGGAGUUGGAGCACUGCCCGUAUUCGAGGCGGUAGACAUUACAAAAGUAAAAGUAUGCCUAGUUACACAUUUUCACCUUGACCAUUGUGGAGCUAUUCCAUAUCUCUUAUCCAAAACCGGUUUCAAGGGUAAGAUUCUGAUGACAUGUGCAACAAAGGCUAUAUGUCACUUGUUAUGGACAGAUUAUGCACGUAUGGAACAAUUAUGCAGUGUAAAGAAGAUAUUUGACCAUACAGAUAAAUUGAAUCCCGAUGGAACAUCAAAUGAAGAAGAUGAAGAUGUUGUUGAUGAGCUUGUUUGUGGCUCAGGAUUAUAUUCUUUUGAAGAUGUAGAAUAUGCUCUUAACCAUAUUGAAACAAUAGACUUUCAUGAGGAACGCUCCUUUGAUGGAAUAAAAAUCUCAUGUUAUAGAGCUGGUCAUGUUUUGGGUGCAUGUAUGUUUCUAGUAGAAAUGGACGGUGUAAGAAUCCUUUAUACAGGUGAUUAUUCAACAGAGUAUGAUAGACAUCUUCCAAGCGCUGAAAUUCCAAAUAUCAAUGUGCACCUAUUAAUUAGUGAAAGUACAUAUGGAAUUCGCAUUCAUGAAGAACGUACUCAACGUGAGGCUCGUUUCUUGCACGUUGUGUUAGACAUACUUAUGAGGGAUGGAAAAUGUCUUUUACCAGUUUUUGCUUUGGGAAGAGCCCAAGAAAUACUCUUGAUAUUGGAGGAGUACUGGGCUGCAAACAAGCAGUUACAGUCGAUUCCUAUAUUCUAUAUAUCUCCCUUGGCUUCUAAAUCAUUGAGAGUAUAUGAAACAUUUAUCGGAUUAUGUGGCGAGUACGUCAAGGAAAGCGUUUAUAAUGGUCACAAUCCCUUCAACUUCAAAUUUGUAAAAUAUGCAAAAUCUGUUGAAUCGAUACGCACAUAUCUGCUCAGAGAUGGUCCUUGUGUUGUUAUGACAUCUCCCGGUAUGUUACAAGGAGGACCGUCACUAGAAGUUUUUGAAAUUUUUGCUCCAGAUAAUCGCAAUGGUGUAAUUUUAACUGGUUACACUGUAAAGGGCACAUUAGCUGAUGCACUAAAAAAAGAUCCAGAAGUUCUCAAUCUCGGAAGUAGGGUUAUUAAGCGCCGAUGUACGAUAGAACAAAUUUCAUUUAGUGCUCAUACCGAUUAUAACCAGACAAAAGAUUUUAUUCGCCGUUUGUGUGUUCCAAACGUGAUUCUAGUACAUGGAGAAAGAUCUGAAAUGAAGAGAAUGAGAGAUAAACUUUCUGAGGAGAUGCCUGAAUUGUCGAUUUUUAUGCCUGAAGUAUUGCAAGUUGUUUCGCUCAACUUUUCUCAAAAUCGCUUUGUGAAUACAGUUGGUAAAUUGGCAUCAGAUCUACGCAAUCUCAGUACAAGUGGUUACAGCAAGGAAACUGGAGUAUCGAGUUCUGACCUUGUUUCUAGUGUUGUGGUGUAUGAUAAUUAUGUACCAAAAAUGAUGUAUUCUUCGGAUGUGGAAAGUUACGGAAAUAUGGAUGUCUCGUUUUUGACCCAAAGAAUGAAAAUAAAUUUCCCCUUUAAACUGGAUGAUUUGAAGAGUGCCCUUCUAUCCAUUUAUGAUGAUGUUAAAAGUGUGUCAAAGAGCGAAAUUGAUGUUUGUAACUUGGUUAGGGUCUCUCACGUCGAUGAAAAUAUCAUUUUAGAAUGGACGGCCAGCCCAGUUGCCGAUUUGAUUGCAGAUAGUAUAAAUGUUUUGGCAAUAGAGAUAAUUUCAGAUCGUAAAGGUACCCUUGAAGAACUCGAAGUAGUGAAAAGCAUGAAUGAUGCAUCAAUAUCUAAUAAGGUUAUAGAAAUGCAGCUGAUUCAGAAAUUUGGAAAUCCCGUUCAAGUAAAGGCAGAAAGUAAAAAGUCGGGAAAAAAGCUACAUUUUUCAGUUUCGGAUCCACAAGAUGAAAAUUCUGUAAUUGACCUUGUUGUUGACUUUAAAGGGAUGGAGGUCACCUGUGGUAAUGAUGAAUACAGAAAUAUAGCGAUGAAAAUUAUUCAAAGUGUUAAAGAUUCUCUACAACCAAUAACAAUUUAG
Molecule: messenger RNA, 2199 nt
Organism: Theileria equi strain WA
Lineage: Eukaryota; Apicomplexa; Aconoidasida; Piroplasmida; Theileriidae
Product: cleavage and polyadenylation specificity factor protein, putative
Exons: 4
Coding region: 1-2199 (732 amino acids)
Biological process (GO): mRNA 3'-end processing by stem-loop binding and cleavage
Cellular component (GO): mRNA cleavage and polyadenylation specificity factor complex
Molecular function (GO): RNA binding; 5'-3' exonuclease activity; RNA endonuclease activity
Source: RefSeq, a predicted model, not a curated record